AUGGCGGGGGGAUACAGGGCGGAAGACGACUACGAUUACUUGUUCAAGGUGGUGCUGAUCGGCGAUUCGGGAGUAGGGAAAUCCAAUUUGCUAUCGAGAUUUGCGCGCAAUGAGUUCAACUUAGAGUCUAAGUCAACAAUCGGCGUGGAAUUUGCCACGCGGAGUGUCCACGUCGAGGAUAAGAUCGUCAAGGCUCAGAUUUGGGACACUGCCGGCCAAGAACGAUACCGAGCAAUCACAAGUGCUUACUACCGAGGGGCUGUGGGUGCAUUGCUUGUUUAUGACGUUGCACGGCAUGUCACAUUCGAGAAUGUUGAAAGAUGGUUGAAAGAACUCCGAGAUCAUACGGACCAAAAUAUUGUGAUCAUGCUUGUGGGAAAUAAGGCAGAUUUACAUCACCUACGUGCUGUAUCCACUGAGGAUGGCACGUCUUUUGCUGAGAGGGAGAAAACAUAUUUUAUGGAGACUUCUGCACUUGAAUCUAUGAAUGUUGAGAAUGCUUUCACAGAACUACUCACCCAAAUAUAUCAUGUAUUUCGCCGUAAAGCAAUUGAAAUUGGAGACGAUCCUGCAGCUUUGCCAAAGGGGCAAACGAUAAAGGUUGAUACUAAGGAUGAUGUUUCAAAGGUUGCUUGCUGCUCUAUCUAG
Fraxinus pennsylvanica is the source of this 648-nucleotide messenger RNA. Lineage: Eukaryota; Viridiplantae; Streptophyta; Magnoliopsida; Lamiales; Oleaceae. The record is from the annotation of a GenBank genome assembly.